This is a messenger RNA of Aureococcus anophagefferens, 4524 nucleotides long. RefSeq lists its product as hypothetical. The record is from RefSeq and is a predicted model, not a curated record. Bases 1 to 4524 code for a protein of 1507 amino acids. Lineage: Eukaryota; Pelagophyceae; Pelagomonadales; Pelagomonadaceae. The transcript has 3 exons.
AUGUCGCAGCUCUCCGCUGCAGACAUCCAGAAGCGGCUGCUGCUCAUCGGCAACGCGGCCAAGGCGCGCAACCCGACGGGCUUCGUCGACGAGGUGAAGCGGCGCGUCGGCGACGGCAAGCCCGCGCCGCCGCCGCCGCCGCCGGAGGAGCGCCUGUCGUGGGUCGUGCUCGAACCCUCCACUCGCCUCGAGCGCGCGCUCGCGGCCGGCGACGCCGCGGACGCGCGCGCCGCGCGCGCGGAGGCGACGGCGACGCUCGCGCGGCUCGCGCGCACCGGCCCGCUCGUCGACGCGGUCUGCCGGCGCCUCGUCCGCGACGGCGCGGACGUCGGCGCCGCGCUCUUCGCCGGCGACGGCGAGCCCGCGGUCUUCGCGCGCUUCAACGGCUGCGUCGUCUGGCUCGCGCUCGCGGCGCCGAGCGCCUUCGCGGCCGCGGCCGCGCGGUCGCGCGCCUUCGCGGCCGCGGCCGCGCGCGGCGGCCUCCGCCAACUCUGCGUCGCCGAGGUCGACGCGGCGCUGAAGGCGCGCGGCGCGUUUCGGCCCGCGGCGUGGCGCGCGCUCGCGGGCGACGGCGACGACAACAUAACCGCGGCCGGCGGCGACGGCGAGGCCGCCCGCCGCGACCUGCGCCGCGGCGCGGAGAGCGCGGAGCUCCUCGCGGCGCUCGAGCGCGCGCGGCCGGACGCGCUCGAGCGCGCGGCCGAAUGGUCCCGCGCCGACGCCGUGAGCCGCUGCGCCGCGGCCGCCGCCAAGUACGCGGCGCUCGAGGAGUCCGCGGCGGUCGCCGCGCGGGCCGCGGCCGCGCGCGUCGCCGAGCUCGAGGACGCGCUCGCGGCGGCCGCGGCCGAGGCGCGGACGCGCGACGCGCGGUCGAAGCGCGGCGAAGGCGCGCCCGCGGCCCCCCGCGCCGGGCCGGACGCGCCCGCCGCGGCCGCGGCGACGCCGCGCGGCGCCGUCGACGCGAUCCGCGCGUCGCGCCUCGUCGACGUCGACCUGUCCGGUUGCCCCGCGGCCGUCGCUUCCGGCGCCCGGGGCCUCCAGCGGUCCCUCGCCGCCGCGGCCGAGCGCCUCUCCGUGGACCUCUACGAGCACCGCGACCACUUCCUCCACGAGCUCUUCCAGAACGCCGACGACGCGCGGCACGACGGCGUCGAUGCGCCGGCGCUCGAGGUCGGCCUGAGCGGGUCCUGGUUCUUCGCCUCGUCGAACCAGCGCCCGGGCUUCGACGCCGCGGACGUGCGGGCGAUCUGCGACGUCAACGCGUCCACGAAGGCCGGCGACGCGGCGACGACGGGCCACAAGGGCAUCGGCUUCAAGGCCGUCUUCGCCAUGUGCGACCGGCCCUGCGUGCUCUCCAACGGCUUCGCCUUCUACUUCGACGCGGCGCGCGACGGCGCGCUGGGCCUCGUCGCGCCGCGCUGGCUCGAGCUCGACGGCGCCGACGGCGCGCCGGCGCCGCCCGGCGACGUCGUCGACCGCUGGCGCGCGGGGCGCACGACCUGGACGGCGACGCGCGGGCCCGGGGCGUCGCGCGUCGCCGUCGCGACCGCGGGCGCCGCCGCCGCGUACGACGUCUUCGGAUCGUCCGGCGCGACCGCCGCGUUCCGCGCCGGCGGGCCCGAGCGGCCCGCGUUCUACCACGCGGUGCUGCCCGUCGCGCCGCUCCCCGCGUCCUUCGGGUUCAGCCUGUCGGCGCCCUUCGACCUCGUCGCGUCGCGCGCCGCGCUCCGGGCCACGGCGAACAACGUCGCGCUCCGCGCCGCGGUCGCGGACGCGUUCGCCGCGGCGGUCGCGUCGUCCGACGAGCUCCGCGGCCGCGCGCUCGACUAUCUGGGCAGCGAGGACCGCGCGGAGCCGCCCUUCUGGGCGGCGCUGCGGGCCGACGUCGCCGCGCGGCUCGCGGACGUCGCCUGCUGCCGCUGCGACGACGGGUCCCUCGCGGCGCCCGCGGAGGUCUUCCGCUACCCGGAGGCCGGCUCGUCGCUCCGCGCGGCCGUCGCGCUCCUGGGGCCCGGCGCGCGCGUCCGCGGGCGCCGCCUCGCGCGCGUCGCGACGGCCGCGGCGCCGCGCUUCGCGCUCGGCGACCUCGUCGCCUGGGCCGGAGACGCCGACGGGGACGAGAGGGCGGCCGCGGCGGCGAGCGACGCGUUCUGGGCCGCGCUCCUCGACGCGGAGCCGGAGCUCUGGCCGCGGAUCCGCAAACUACGAAUCGUCGCGGCGGACGGCGGAGGCCCGCUCCGCGCGCUCGCCGACGGUCUGUGGGCCUUCGACGGCCCCUGCUUCCGCGGCGCGCGCGGCAACGGCCGCGUCUACCGCGCGGCGCCCGGCGGCGGCGCCGCGCGGCGCCGGCUCCUCGAGCGCCUCGGCGUCCGCGCGGCGCUCUCCUACGCCGACGCCGUCGACUUCGCGCUCGACGCCGCGGCGGCGGACGGCGGCGGCGGCUGGGAGACGCUCGACCUCCUCCGGCGCGCGUGGGCCGACGACGCGGACCUCGCCGCGCGCUGCCUCGCGGACGGGCGCGCGUCGACCCUGCGCGUGCCCGCCGCGGCGGGCCGCGCGGCGCCGGCCGCGUCCCUCGUCUCGGCGACCCUCUUCGGCGCGCGCGUCCUGCUCCCGGACGACGUCGCGGGCGCGAUCUCCGCGCUCCUCGACGGCGGCGGCGCGGCGGCGGCGGCGCUCCCGGACGAGCGCGCGAUCUCGACGACGGCGGCCGAGCCGCCGCCGACGGCGCCGGCCGUCGAGUGGGAGGCGCACCUCGACCGCCUCGGCGUCGCGCGCGCGAUAGCGGACGCCGCGGGGCCGGACGUGCUCGUCGCGCUCGGCGCCGCGCUCGCGUCCGCGGCCUGGUGGCGCGGCCUGUCGCCGGCGGCGCUGGACUACGUCGCCGACCGCCUCGGCGACGCGGCGACGCUCGCGAUCGCGCGGGCCGCGCCCGCGCGCGCGCGAAAAGGCGGGAGCGACGUGCUGGCGGUGCGCGACCACUUCCUCCGCGACGCGUUCGCGCCCUUGUGCGGCGUCGCGCUGCCCUACCUCUUCGACGACGGCGGCGGCGCGGACGCGUACCCGGGCCUCGGCGCGGCCGCGGCGCGGGCGACGCGCGCCGUCGUCGCGACGCUCGCGCGCGGCGACCCCGCCGACGCCGGCGACGCGCUCGCGGCGCUCCGCGUCCUCGCCGCCGCCGGCGGCGACGCGCGCGCGGCCUUCGCGUCCGCGGCGGCGCUCUACAACCGGUGUGGCGCGCUCGCGGACCGGCGCGACGACGCCUGCGUUUUGGUCGACGGCGAGAAGGGCGGCGCGCUCCGGCUCGCGCUCGCGUCGAACUGCGUCUGGGACGACGACGAGCGGCUCUGCGCUUUGGCGGGGGCCACGCGCCUCGCGCCGCGCUACGCGGCCCACGGCUGCGAGGCCGCGCUCGCGCGCCUCGGCGUCGAGCCGCGGCUCGGAAAGGCCCGCGACUUCCUCGCGACGCUCGCGACGAUCGGCGCCGGCCGCGCCGACGGCGAACCGGGCGACCUCGUCGCGGUCGCGGCCGCGUGCUACGCGCGCCUCGCGGGCCUCUGCGCGUCGAGCGCCGCGGACCGCGCGGCCGUCGCCAACGCGUUCCUCGCGGCGCGCCUCGCGCUCGUCGCCGGCCGCCGCGGCCAGCUCGUCGCGCUGCGGUCCACGGAGGCGUUCUGGGACGUCGCGCCCGCGCUGCGCCACGGCGCGGCGGCGGCCUUCGCGCUGGCCGCGCACCACGACGCGGCGCUGCGAAGCUUCUUCGUCGACGUCGUCGGCGUCGCCGCCGCGCUCGGCGAGGACGCGCUCGACGCCGCGGCCGCCGCGCCGCCGCCCGCGGCCGCCGCGGCCGCCGCGGCGCCCGGCGGCGCGCCGCCGCCGUCGGUGCAGCAGGGCUUCGCGCCCGACGACCUGCGGGGCGGCGCGGACGCGGCCCCGGCGGCGACCGAGGACCUGGCCGUCGCGGCGAUCCGCGCGGUGCAGCGCGGCCGCGCGGAGGCGCUCGCGGUCCGCGGCCGGCCCCUCGACGGCGUCGGCGGCCCGCCCGACGACCUCGCGGCCCUCGCGGCCGUGCUCCGGCCCCUCCUCGCGGCGCUCGCCGUGCCGUCGCGCGCCGUCGCCGUCGCGGACGUCGACCGGUGCCCCUUCGUGCUCGACGCGUGCCUCGUGCUCUCGCGGCCGCGGCUCGCGGCCCGCUCCGACGCGCCCUACAUCGUCACCGAGAUCCUCCACGGGCUCGCGCACGCCAUCGACGACGACCACGGCGACGACCACGGCGCCGCGGCGCAGGCCCUCUACGCGCACGCGCUCCCGCGGCUCAUCGGCGGCGCCGCGCCGCCGCCGCCGCCGCCGCCGAUGACGCUCGGCCCGCUGCCCGGCGCGCGCCAUGCCGCGGCGCCGCGGACCCACGGCGGCGACGCGCGCGGCCGCGGCCGCUCGGGCGGCGGCAAGGGGCGCGGCGGCAAGGGGCGCGGCAAGGGGCGGAGCGCCGCGCCCGGCGCGGAGCGGGCCCCGCGGUACUCCUAG